AUGGCGUCCGUGGAGGCGCUACUGCGUCUCCCCACCGAUGAGGUUCAAUUAUGUCCUCCUGUCGUUACCGACGGGGAUCUCUCUGUUGUUUUUCGUGAGAUGGAGACAAUCAUGCGGAAGUGCCUCUACGCCGUGCGGCACGCCUUGGUGGCCCCCUUUUCUGUCUUUCUUCAUCUAUUGUUGCAGCCAGCUAUUUUGGAGUGUCAGGAUGUCUCGAGAGCUCUUUUGGCGCCCAUUGAAGAAGGGCGUUGCAUCGACCUGUUGGCAGGCAUCUGCGACACACUUUUAAGGCCCGAACAACACGAAUUCCGCGGCAAGCUUAACAUUGAGGGUUUUUUUGAGUUGAUCCAACAGCUCUGCGCCUUUUCGACUCUGAAGGAUCCGCUUGGCGUGGUACUGAUGCCAUGUUUUUUGACAUUUCUCCACGUUGCUGUGGAAAAGGAAGAUGACUACCGUCAAGGUCGUGGCUGCGCAAGCGUGCUCAUCACGCUCAUCCGCGGGUCAAAGGCCAACAAGAAUCGGAUGAGUGUUCAGUGUGGUCUCAUUGGGGAAGUCUUGACAAAGUCGAACGAUAUUUUUUUUCAAAUGCAGUGUGUUGAAAUGUUGUUUCGUCUCUAUACACACAAUCGUACAGUUUUGUCAACCUCAACACUACCUGAUUUUUUUAAGAAGUGUGUGCCGGAGCUUCCCAAUGAUGAAAAUCUGUUAACAAGCAUCCAGACAUUGCUUGACGCCUAUAAUAUGGAAUACGCUAGUUUUAAACGGCUCCAGUUUACGGCACUCCUUAUUGAGGCAGGUAAUGAAGAGGUGUGCGGCCACACAAGCAUGUAUUUUUUCCCAUUGAUUCUCGUCAUUAUGAUUCCAGGGUGCUCUGGGGAUAACAUCACCAUUCCGUACGAACACAUUCGUUCUGUAAAGCUUUCAAAAGAGCGGAAGCUUGGCCUUCGACUGCAUGUCAUCCCCGUAAGACUCUCUCAUCUCAUGAGCCAUGAUGGUGACAAAGAUACACUUAUGAUUUCAUUGACGCAGUCGACGUUCAGCGCUAUUCGAUCAUCUGGGGUUCACGAAUGGAUUGCCGAUAGAAAGCGUCGUGUUCCUAUAAGCCUUAUUCGGCAACAAAUAGAGGCAUCAUCAUUAGUAACCACAGCAGCUGCUGCUGCGAGGAGUUUUAAUUCCCGAAAUGCCACUAUAAAUGAUACAGGUUUUAUUCCGGAUGAGAAUGGCCAUUCUAUUUCUGUACCUACCGCGUCUCACGCCUCUGAGAAAGUUUUUCCUAAUCGUGGUGUGAAGAUGCAGCGACAACAAACGCACUCUGAACCGUCUUCACCAAAUGGAAAACAACCAGCCACUGAAAAAAAGGAGGUGGAGGUAGCAAAAGAGGUGGAGGAGUACGCGCUUCGUCAGCUACACGAAGCAGCUUCAUACAAGGUUGCGCGAAUGCGACAGGAUUGUCAGGGGGAGCUUCAAUGCGCUGUGGACUUUAUGCAAGAAGAGGUGGAGAAAAUGCGUCGACUUAAUGCGCGCGAGCGUGAUGAGUUUGAGGCCUCUGUGAGAGAAGAUUUAACAGCCGUACGGCAAGCUGAAGCCCAAUUAAAGGCGCGUGCUGCUGAAUGUGUGCAGUCGCUUAACCAGGAGCUGACCGAGAUUCAGGCACUGAGCGAGUUGCUGAAAGGUGAGGUGGGCAGACUUCGAGAAAAGCUAUUGGUCGCCCUUCAACGCUCCGAAUCUGUGGAGGAAGAGUCACUUGUUCGACUCAAAUCGAUGGUCGAUGAAGACAUGAGAUCGAUGGAGGAGAAUUUGUUGCAAUUGAUAUCCUCAACAAAUCCACUUUCCUUUUUGGCAAAAUAUCUCUCGCGAAAGCUAGACAGUGAUGAGGCAUACAGGGCUUAG
Molecule: messenger RNA, 1890 nt
Organism: Trypanosoma cruzi
Lineage: Eukaryota; Euglenozoa; Kinetoplastea; Trypanosomatida; Trypanosomatidae
Exons: 1
Coding region: 1-1890 (629 amino acids)
Source: RefSeq, a predicted model, not a curated record